This is a messenger RNA of Photinus pyralis (common eastern firefly), 2472 nucleotides long. Its product is annotated as UDP-glucuronosyltransferase 2C1-like. The record is from RefSeq and is a predicted model, not a curated record. The transcript has 4 exons. Bases 834 to 2372 code for a protein of 512 amino acids. Gene Ontology annotation, molecular function: UDP-glycosyltransferase activity. NCBI's taxonomy places the organism in Eukaryota, Metazoa, Arthropoda, Insecta, Coleoptera, Lampyridae.
ACUGUCUAUGACGUGCAAAAGAAAUUAGAACUACUUCUCAUUUUGCAAGUUAAAACCCUCUAUUCCCUGGACUAUUUUGUCUUCCCUACCUAUCGUCCAGGUCACGCAUCCGUAUAGAGCUGUAAUCCAUCCAUCACCAAAUGCUAAUUAUAUUUAUAUUCAAGUACCAAUCUAAUCUAGUCUCCCCGCGCACCUUUUGCUUGAAUGAUUUCAUCAGCAAACAGACAUUGGGUUUCAUUAUGAGACGUAGUCAACAAUUUAGUAGUAUUCUUACAUUAAAGCAUUUUGUUCUUCUAUCUAUUAGCAAAUUUUAACCCCCACGUAUGCAGGAUUUUCGUUACCACUUGCAAAACUAUUUUAAUGUUAAAAUCUCCGAUUACUGUAAUAUAUGCAUCAUAAAACGUAAUUAAACGAUAGAUUGUGAUAUUUUUAACUGUACAUUGAAAUUGUUAAUUGAUGGCUAUACACACGUUUUGUAAGAUAUCAGGUACGGCAGUAUUACUCCAUUUGUGUUUACAUUUGUUCAUCAUUAAUAUUAUAUUAUUUAUACAUAUUUAUAAUCUAUUUAUAUUUACUAAUGUCUCUUUGUACAUAUCUACACUGUUAUUGUGUGUUAUCUAGGGAUAUACAUAUUCAUUGAGCAUUGUUAGUUUGAACAUGGUUAAUUGUCCUCUGGCAUUAAAGUUGUUAUUGUGAAUUAAAAUACUUGGUCUGUGAAAAUUUGGAGACCUCGGUGUUGCUCCUUGUUUUUUUGUUGAUAAAGUGCAGUGCACUUCAACCUGCCACAUCGAUAACUAACUAUUCAUUUGUAAGAGAGAUCGCCUUAUACAGCUAUGCAUCCUUACGUUUUUGCAUACAUUUUGUCUGCGAUAGCCCUUGUCGACAGUGCUAGAAUAUUAGGUGUUUUUCCGUUCCCUACACAUAGCCACUACCAAUUAGGCGAUGCAAUUUUUAAAGAAUUGGCGAGAACAGGCCACAAUGUCACAGUCAUAUCGCCUUUUAAAGAAACGGAAGCAAUAAAAAACUUCAAACAGAUUCUGCUGGAUGGCUUAGCCGAACACGCCGCAGAAAUGCAAAACAACCUAUUUGUGCAAACAGACUAUAGCAUCUUUCAAAAAGUGGAGUGGCUGGACACCUUGGGAAUCGAUUUUACUGCACUCGCGUUAAAGAAUAGUAAUGUGCAGAAAUUCAUUCGUGAGAACCAUCACUUCGAUUUAGUUAUUGUUGAAAAUUUCUACAACGAAGCAUUACUCGGGUUUUGCCACCACUUUCAAGCGUUGUGUAUUGGGGUUAGUUCACUUUUUUCACCAUAUUGGUUUAACGGCAAAAUGGGCAGUCCUGCUCCCCCAUCAUAUGUGCCUCACUUUUUGGUGGCCUAUACGAGCAAAAUGAGCUUCUGGCAAAGAUUUUAUAAUACAAUAGUUUAUGUGAUAUCAGAAGUUUCAAGAUCCCUCUACGGCUAUCGCAAUCAAAAUCGUCUACUGCAAACAUACUUUCCGAAAGCUCCCCACUUGGACGAACUAUAUUACAAUAUCUCGCUAAUGUUAUACAGUGGCCACGUUAGCAUAAGCGAAGCGGUACCAAAUUUGCCAAAUACAAUUGACGUUGCUGGACACCACGUUAAGCCACCGAAGAAACUUCCUCAAGAUUUACAAGAAUACCUAGACAGUGCCACUGAUGGUGUUAUACUUUUUAGUAUGGGAUCUAAUUUAAAAGUCAAAGAUUUUCCAAACGACACCAUGAACGCAUUUGUAACCGUUUUUUCAGAGUUACCACAAAAAGUCAUAUGGAAAUAUGAAUCCGAGGAUUUUCCCAACCGCCCAUGCAACGUAUUAGCCCGUCCAUGGUUACCACAGAACGAUAUACUUGCCCACCCAAAUGUGGUUCUUUUCAUUACACAUGGCGGACUACUGGGUACCAUCGAAGCAGUGUACCAUGGAAAACCAAUCUUUGGCUUACCGGUAUUUUCUGAUCAGUACAUCAACGCGGCCAGGGCAAAACAGUUUGGUUACGGGAGGUACAUUCCAUUUGGCGAAGUUAAUGAGAAUAACCUACGCGACGAGUUACGCGAAAUAUUAUAUAAUCCAAAGUAUUCUGUAAAUGCGAAAAAGAGGUCGAGCAUUAUGCAUGACCAACCACUACCGCCGUUAGAAAGGGCAAUAUUUUGGAUCGAAUACGUUCUACGCCAUAACGGGGCACCCCAUCUCAGGUGUUCCGCCUUGGAUUUAGCAUGGUACCAGUAUUUCCUGGUGGAUGUCGUGGGGGCGUGUGUCGCACUUUUGGUAGCGACUAUUGGUAUAAUUAUCGUUUUAUAUAGAAAAAUAUGCCACUGUGCAUGUAAACUCAGUAUUACGAAAAUUAAGAAAAUGUAAUUACGGUCGUCAUUAUUUAUAGUUAUAACAACAAACAAAUACUUAUCUUCUGUAGAUUACAUUAUUUGGACUUAAAAAUACUAUUUAAUUUUAUCAUUUA